Eurytemora carolleeae is the source of this 2553-nucleotide messenger RNA. RefSeq lists its product as uncharacterized. The record is from RefSeq and is a predicted model, not a curated record. The coding region runs from base 741 to 2006 and encodes 421 amino acids. Lineage: Eukaryota; Metazoa; Arthropoda; Copepoda; Calanoida; Temoridae. The transcript is spliced from 6 exons.
GUUACUGAAAGCCUCCAAUAUCUGUUGUCUAGGUGAAGGCGGAAGUAGAUCCCGACUUCCUACUUAGUUCCGGAUAUGUCCAAGGAACUGUCUGGGUUCAACCAAAACAGAAGCAGAAAUCGCAAACUCCAAGAGACGGAGCCGGAGACAAGACUAAAAAACUUAACACUAGUCAUUAGAAAUUUAUUUUAAUUAUUAAUUAUAAAGGGAAAGGGGUGCAAUUUAAAUUAGCAUUACAGUGCCAGUAAACUUCACAGCGGUCCCAUCAACCUUAACCCUUUAGUCAUAGUUUUUGUCUCUUGCGACUUUUCACAGCUGUGGCAGAGAAAUGUGCGAGACACUUUGUUUGAAAAUCCGCGUUCAAGUAUUUAAUAUAAAAUUUGGAAAUAUCUCCUAUUGUUGUAAAUAAUAGUCUAGAAAUGAAAGAGCUAUCUAAAAUGAAAUCAAUAUUCCAACUUCUAGUCAAACACAUACUGAGAUAAAAAUCGACUAGAGCUUAGUAACUGAAACUGCAAUCUUCCAAUUUAAUUAACUUUGACUAAAGUGUCAUUAUCACCUUACUGAUAAUAGUUUUUUAUUUUGUCGUUCAAAUCUCCGAAAUAUGGAUGUGGGGGGGGGGGAUUAAUGAAAAUAUAAUCCUCUUUAAAACUUAACAGUGGCCAAAAUUUUAAUCUUGUUACAUGAAACAUUGACUUAACUAAAAAAUUUAAUUUACAAAAUAGAUUUUACAUUGCACAUUAAUGUUUCUAUAUUACAGACACAAUAUGGGGGAGAAUUGUCCUUUAUGCAAGAUGGAUGUAGAAUGUUUAAAGGUCCACUGGAGAAUUAAUCAUAAAAAGCUCGAGUUCUCUCCAGGAAAAGUAAACCUGGGGUUUAAAGGGGGAAAGAAACACAAAAAGAAAGAGAGAAUAAAAUGCCCGCUUUGUCAGAAAAAAGUGAAAAACCUUGAUCAACACAAGUAUCAAGUUCAUCCUAUCCGAGCUGAACCAACUCCAUUUAUUGAACUAAACACUGAACAGGAAUCCUCCCCGAUUACUCAACAUAAUUUAGAGUUUAUUAGAAUAGUGAAUUCAAUAUUACUUAAGAAGAAACGAAUAGGAUUGAAGCGACAGAUCGGGAAACGAUAUCCAUUUCUUCCUCUUUAUACGAGGAACUCAGACGUUUUUGAGCCAAAUAUCAAAUGUGAAGACAUAAACAUGGAAAUAGAUAAAUUGGAUAGUGUUAGGUUAAUUAAGGAUCUUGUGAUUGGGAUGGAUAUAAAGGAGAGACUAGUGUGUUACGGUCUGUUCUUCAAAAAUCUGCCUUUAUCUGAUGAUAUAGUUAGGAAGAUUCGGUGUCCAGACUGUGAUGUUUUAAUGUUCCAAACCACCUUACCCUCAAAAGCGCUUAGAACCAGAAUUUGUAAAGAAGUGAAGGAUCAUCUUCUAAGUUGCUCUUUAGAUGAAGAUUCAAGCUCGAAACGGUUCAAGCAAUUAUCCCGACAGUACAAACCAGUAAACAGACUGAUGAUACAAACUGCAAUCUGUGAGGCGGAUACCGACCUUCUGGCGGAGUAUCUACAAAUCUACCAAUCCGGCGGAAUAAACGGCGGAAAAUCGAGAGAAAAGUUCUUUGUUACUGUUCAAUCUAUUCUUAGUAAACUGGAAACCGUUCCUGGCAGUGUUCUAGAAUUCCUUGGUCGCGAAUUUGCACCCGUUCAGAUUACCGAGGAGGACUUAAAACCGGAAGUAAAACAGGAACCUGGACCGGAAUUAAAUCGGGAACUUGCUGAUAUUAUCGAAGUGAAACCACCAACCGAAGAACCGAGUGGAGAAAUGCGGGAAACUGAAACUGACCUUGAAAUCGUUCAGAAAGCCGCGGUUGAUUCCCUGCUAACAUGUUUAACUAGUUAUGUUGCUGAACCUAGUAUUAAAGCUGAGCCCUGUAUUGAUAAUUUACCGUUUGUGGAGUUGGCUCCGCAUGCGGAGGCAUUGAUCAAAGUGGAGGAACCGAAAAAGGAACCGUAGUCGUAAACUAGUAGUUUCAUUUGCGGAUCCGGAACCUGUAAACUUAAAUUUAAAUAAGUGGAUCCGGAUCUAGCUCAUGAAUAUUUCCAAAUUUGGACAUUUUCUUUCACCAAAAAAAAAUUCAAAAAUUCUCUUCUUUUUUAACGGAGUUACCAUUUAAUGUUAAAAAUCUUAUUUGCAUUCACUUGAAAUGUGUGUUUUUGACGUUAUGUCUUUUUUUCACUUGGAUCCGGAUCCGGGCUAUGCUUUUAAUGUACAAACAAUUUAGUUAAUCUGGUUUUUCUACAUGAAAUAGGUCUGUUUUGUUAAGGAUUCAGCAACUUAAUUGAUAUCCGCUGCGUACAAUUUUCAAUCAUUGAUUUAAACAUAAGCUUGUGAAUUAUGUCAAUAUUAAGCCUUGAUCCAUUAAAGAGUCAUGCUCCUUUUUUUAUUUUUUAUUUUUUAUGCUUAAUUUUAAUAUGUCAUUCAUUCUAAUUCUACCACUAGAUAUUCAUUCUGACAAAUCACAUAGUUUUUACGACAAAAUUUAUUUCAUCAUUUUUUCAGA